Molecule: messenger RNA, 2712 nt
Organism: Emericellopsis atlantica
Lineage: Eukaryota; Fungi; Ascomycota; Sordariomycetes; Hypocreales; Bionectriaceae
Product: glycosyltransferase family 20 protein
Exons: 3
Coding region: 1-2712 (903 amino acids)
Biological process (GO): trehalose biosynthetic process
Cellular component (GO): alpha,alpha-trehalose-phosphate synthase complex (UDP-forming); cytosol
Molecular function (GO): catalytic activity
Source: RefSeq, a predicted model, not a curated record
AUGACUGUGUUCAUCUGCUCUCUCUUCCUCCCCAAGACUGUUCAUUUCAACCUCCCAGGCCAGCCUCGGCGGACUUCAUCUGGGCUCGAGCGACGAACGACAGCACCGACUACAACGAAAGUGAAGCCGAAAGUCACCAUCGAUCCAACACCGAGUCUCUUCACGCCGCGGCCCGAUAUCACACCUCCCCAGACACCGACGUACGAAGAAGAGCAACCCGAUCCAUUUGCCAACGAGGAUGGCAUCCGCGUACAGUUCCCCAAUGAUCUCGGGUCUCCCUCUGACAAGAUCUCUACGGCUUGGGGCGGCCGUUUCAACCAACCAAAGUCGCGCGCGAACUCGCCGCCUCCAGCUGCCAUUGCCGAACAUGGGCGUACCGUAGAGAAGGCGCGCGAGCUGGGACGUCAAGGCGUGAUUCAACCGAAGCCACUGGUCCGCAGCGAAAGUCACGAUCGUGUCUUUGCAUCGGCCGGAUGGAAAAUUGUCGAUGCUGACCAGGGCAACGGAGGCUUGCGCAAUGCUGCUGAUGCGGCGGCGCGGGAGGGCAAGUUGUCAGAAUACACCUGGGUUGGCACCCUGGGCAUGCCGACCGACGCCCUCGACGGUACGCAGCAGAAGCAGGAUAUCGAGGACACCAUGGCGACCGAGCAUGACAUGCUGACCGUCUUCUGCUCGGACAAGGACUUUGAUGGACACUAUGCGCACUUUUGCAAGCAGAUCUUGUGGCCCGUCUUCCACUACCAGAUCCCCGAUAACCCCAAGAGCAAAGCUUACGAAGACCACUCGUGGAAAUACUACGUCAAUGUGUGCCAGGCCUUUGCCGACAAGAUCGUCAAGAACUGGAAACGAGGCGACGUCGUCUGGGUGCACGAUUACCAUCUGCUCCUCGUCCCGGGCAUGGUGCGCCAGAAACUUCCCGAGGCCAAGAUUGGUUUCUUCCUGCACGUCGCCUUCCCAUCAUCCGAGGUCUUUCGAUGCCUUGCCGUGCGCAAGGAGCUCCUAGAGGGCAUGCUGGGCGCCAAUCUUGUCGGCUUUCAGAUCCCCGAAUACACACGGCACUUUCUGCAGACGUGCAGCCGCAUUCUCAACGUGGAGGCCACAACAGAAGGCAUCGAGUUGGAGGAUCGGUUCGUUGAUGUGACAGACAUGGCCAUUGGCAUCGAUCCCGUGAGCCUGGGCAAGCACCGCGACGAGGAGAAUGUCAUCAAGUGGCUCAAGAUCAUGCAGGAGCGUUACAAGGGAAAGAGGCUCAUUGUGGCACGAGACAAGCUGGACCACGUUAGAGGCGUGCGCCAGAAGCUCCUGUCAUACGAGCUGUUUCUCAACAAGCAUCCCGAGUGGAGGGGGCAUACCGUCCUGAUCCAAGUGGCUCUCUCGACGAGCGAAAAGAGUGACCUGGACGCUACCGUCUCGGACAUUGUGACACGCGUCAACUCGUCGUGGGCAAACCUGGCAUAUCAGCCCGUGGUCUACCUCAAGCAAGACAUUGACUACGCGCAGUACCUGGCUCUGCUGACGAUUGCCGACGCGCUCAUGAUCACCAGUCAGCGUGAGGGUAUGAAUCUGACAUCGCAUGAGUAUCUGUUCUGCCAGGAUGGCAGCCUGUUGCCGGAAAAGAAGCACGGCUCCUUGAUCCUCUCUGAGUUUGCUGGCACUGCUUCGCUCUUCAACAAGAAUGAGCUGUCGGUGAAUCCUUGGGACUACCGUCAAUGCGCCGAGGCGAUCCGCCAAGCCCUUGAGAUGUCACCCGAGGAGAAGAAACGCCGAUGGGAGCUUCUGCACGGGGCUGUCGCGCAACAUACCGGGUCUCACUGGUUCACCGAGUUCCUAACGCACCUUGAGACGUCGUACAGCGGACAGCACAAGCGCGACCAGACAUCCGUGCCGCGCCUGUCGAUUCCAAACGUGGUCGGGAAAUAUCAACAGUCGAAGCGCCGUCUGUUUGUGCUUGACUACGAGGGUACACUAGUCAGCUGGGGCCCCCUGACCCAGAUCAUUCCUGUGAGCCCUCAACGGACUCUGGACAUUCUCAACGAUCUCCUGCUCGACGAGCGCAACACGGUCUACGUCAUGUCAGGGCGCCGCCCCAAGGAACUGGAGCGAGUCUUCCGACGCGUGCCCAACCUGGGCCUCAUUGCGGAGAAUGGAUGCUUUGUCAAAGCAGCCCAGAGCGAUGAGUGGACAGAGAUGGCCGACAGAACGCAGAUUGAGACGUGGAAGGAGGCCGUGAGGCCAAUCUUCACCUACUUUCUCGAGAGAACACCCGGAGCCGAGAUUGAAGAGCGACACUGCAGCUUCCAGUUCCAUUACCACGGGGCCGAGGACAUUGAGGCGGCGGCGCGGCAAGCUUCUGAAUGCGCCAGUCAUGUGAAUGACGCGUGUGAGUCGCAGCGCGUGCACGCCAUCCCGCUCGAGCGAUCGAUUGUCGUGGAGCCGAUUGACUGGACCAAGAAGACAGCAGCGAAGAAGGUGUUUGAAGAUAUGAGCGCUUCUGGCGAGGGACCGAUUGAUUUCCUGAUGGUCGUUGGUGAUGGGCGUGAGGACGAAAAGGUAUUCAAAUGGGCGAACUACCUGGGCGAGAAGACGGUCCAGCAUGCCGUGACUGUCAACCUGGGCAGCCGCAGCACGGAGGCGACAGCUACGGUUACGCAAGGUGUGAGCGGGGUUUUGACAUGUUUACAAAAGUUGGCUGCUGCUUCGGGAGGCGCCUGA